CGGCUUCCGCUCCUUUAUGGUGAAGCCGUCACUUCCGUUCCCCCCCGCGGCGCUGCCCGGCUCCUGACGCGGCUUCCGGUCUGUCCCCCGAGCAGACCCAGAGCCUCCCGCGCUGGGGACCCGGCAGCGGCCGGAGCAGAUCCUGACCAUGACAGAUGGGCUCAUGAGCAAAGCUGCCACCAUGGAGAUCCCCAUCAACGGAGCCGGGGACACAGGGAGCCUGCCGGAGGAUGAUGGCCUGGAGCAGACUAACACGGCUGCUACACCGAAACCUGUUUUGUCUCUGGAUCUUCUGUCGAUCUGGGACCUGCAGCAGGUGAUGGUGUCGGGGCCCAACCUGAACGAGACCAGCAUUGUGUCGGGGGGCUACGGGGGCACCGCCGAGGGGAUUAUCCCCACCAGCACUGUCAAAGGCCCUGCGGUGCAGUAUAACACCUCCUUCCCGGGACUGCGGCUCCUUCAUGCACAAGGCUCCGGGCUGCACCCACCCCACCCCAGCUCCUUGGCGACAGGAGACGAGGCCGCCCGGGGCAUCGCUGUGGAGAAGUUUGAUAUUGUCAAGAAAUGGGGCAUCAACACAUACAAGUGCACCAAGCAGCUGAUCUCGGAGCGCUUCGGCCGGGGCUCGCGCACGGUGGACCUGGAGCUGGAGACGCAGAUCGAGCUGCUGCGCGACACGAAGCGCAAGUACGAGUGCGUGCUGCAGCUGGGGCGGGCGCUGACCCACCACUUUUACAGCCUGGUGCAGACGCAGCGCGCACUGGGCGACGCCUUCUCCGACCUGAGCCAGAAAUCCCCCGAGCUGCAGGAGGAGUUUGGCUGUAACGCAGAGACGCAGAAGCUGUUGUGUAAGAAUGGAGAGACCCUGCUCGGGGCCGUCAACUUCUUCGUCUCCAGCAUCAACACUCUGGUGAACAAGACUAUGGAGGACACGCUCAUGACCGUUAAGCAGUACGAGACGGCCAGGCUGGAGUACGACGCCUACCGCACAGACCUGGAGGAGCUGAGCAUGAGCCCGCGGGACACCAGCACCCUGUGCCGCCUCGACGCCGCCCAGAGCCACUUCCAGAGCCACAAGGAGAAGUACGAGAAGCUGCGGGCCGACGUGGCCAUCAAGCUCAAGUUCCUGGAGGAGAACAAGAUCAAGGUGAUGCACAAGCAGCUGCUGCUCUUCCACAACGCUGUCUCCGCCUACUUCGCCGGCAACCAGCAGCAGCUGGUGCAGACCCUGCGGCAGUUCAACAUCAAGCUCAAGACGCCGGGCGCCGAGAAGCCCUCGUGGCUGGAGGAGCAGUGAGCGGCUUGAACUCUGAGCUCUGGCCCGGGGCCAGGCUCGUGUGGGCGAGGGGGGCCCGGCUGGGGCCAGUGAGACAAGACCCCCACGGAAGCCCCAAGGCCUGGACCCCGGCUGGGUAAAUGGGGUCUCUCUGCCUCGGGCGGCCCUGGGCUCUGUGCCCAGGUGGGGGCAGGAGAGGUGCCCUGAGCUGCGGCAGGGCUCCCCCAUCUGCACCUCUGCCCUGCGAGUUCGGUGUGCCCAGCCUGGGCUGCUCAUAGGGGUGCAGUGCUUCAGUGGCCCCCCACCCAGUGCAGCUGCAGGGCAACAGGGGUCACUCAUCAUCCCCCAGCCACACGCCGGGGAGGCCGGUGUGUCCUGUCCCCAACAACAGGCCUCAUUCCUUGCGGGGGGCCAGCGUGUCCCGUCCCCCAGCCCCCAACAGGCCUCACUCCUGGGGGGGCCAGUGUGUUCCGUCCCCCAGCCCCCCAAUGGGCCUCACUCCUUGCAGGGGCAGGGGGAGUCUGUGCUGUCCCCCCAGCCCUCUUGGGAGGGGCAGCAUUUCCCUUCCCACUUCAAGGCCUUCUGGGGAGCAGGAGGGGCCAGUGUCUCCUGUCCUGCCCCUGGGGGCCUCACUCCUUACAGCACCGGGGGUGCAGCCCCCAGGCCUCAGUGUUCUCAGGGGGAAGGGUGCAGAGGGGCUGGGAGCCAGGACUCCUGGGUUCUAUUCCAGCUCUGGCUUGUGAUCUGGGGCCAAUCCUUCCCUCCCCUUGUGUAGUUGGUCUCUGGCAUUUCCGGAGGGGGGGGAAUCAGCUGCUUUCAUUACUUCCUCCCCCCUCGGACACACACACUACAGCCCCUUUUUCCCCUGCACUGGGGCAGCAGGGGUCUGGGGGCUGCCCUGCCCCUGGGCUCUAGCCCCCUCCCCCACUGUGGGGCAGGGGGACAGGUUGGGCUUGGCACACUCCUGCUGGCUGCAGCCUUUCCAUUUGCACAGAGCCAGCCUCCUGUGGCCAAUGCUGGCCACUCCAGCAGCACUGGGCUCCUCCUGCUCCUCCAGCAUGCGUGUGUGCGGGAAGGUAGCCAGGUCUGUCGUGUGCUGUCCACGCCGGGGCCCCUCUGCCACCAGGCCAGCGGGGCGCUGUGGCCCUUUCUCCUCUGCCAGGGGAGAAGUGGUUUGGUUUUUUUUGCUAAUUUAAUCCCUGGUUCUACCCCAAACCCCCAACGUCUGUGAAGAUUCCCGAAUAAAAGGGUACGAAGUC
This is a messenger RNA of Caretta caretta (loggerhead turtle), 2535 nucleotides long. NCBI's taxonomy places the organism in Eukaryota, Metazoa, Chordata, Testudines, Cheloniidae. The record is from RefSeq and is a predicted model, not a curated record.